Rubroshorea leprosula is the source of this 2732-nucleotide messenger RNA. NCBI's taxonomy places the organism in Eukaryota, Viridiplantae, Streptophyta, Magnoliopsida, Malvales, Dipterocarpaceae. The record is from the annotation of a GenBank genome assembly.
ACUUCUUCAAUCUUGAUAUCGUCUUAUCUUCUUUGUUGAGAGUUCACAUGUGCAUUUACAUAUAUUCUACGCAAGAAUAGCAUGGACUAAACAGAUCUUGCGCUCAAAAGAAGGGGUCAUCAGCCACAUCAUUCUUGCUAAAGUUCGUCUGUGUUUAACAGCUAGUGGCAUGAGUUCCUGAACAUCAUCCGACGAAGUUUAGUUCUUGCCCUUAAGAACCACAAUUCAUUCCUUCAAAAUCAGAUUGUCUGCAGCAACUUACUAAGGAGAUAUGAAGGCUAAUCAAGUUCAACUGAUUCCAUCUAGUAACACAGAAUUAGUUCCACGCAUGAUUGUGCCCGAGCUCCUAAAAAAAGGUAAUUAUAGAAGGUGGCGCAUUUUCUUGGAACAUUAUUUAGUGGCUCAAGAUCUUUGGGAUGUUAUUUUAUCAAGUGAGAUGCCUGAGGAUCCUAGGGAUUGGGUUAGAAAGAAUGCUCUAGCUCUAUAUGCGAUUAAGAUUUCAUGUGGAGCAGAAAGCUUUGAUAGGAUUGAGGAGAUGUAUUCAGCCAAAGAUGCGUGGAAUGCGUUGGCUGAUUUGCAUAAACAACCUAGUGAAACCAAUUAUUUUGCUGAUUUGCUUAAACAACUGAGUGAAACCAAUUAUGCAGAAACUUGGGAAAGGAUGUUGGUCCACAAUGGAAGGACUAAAUUUGUGUGCUUACUCGAGGACAUCCAUGCUGGGAAUUGGGAUGCCCUAAAAGGGUUGGAUGAAAUUACUGAAAUACUUUUUCCUGGUGGUUUCACUGUUCUCCAUAUUGCAACUACUUGUGGUCAGUUGAAGAUUGUCUGUGAAUUGGUUAAGAUGGCGAGAAAAGAGUACUUGGAGAUACAAGACAACAAUGGUGAUACAGCCCUUUCCCUUGCUGCUUGUAAUGAAAAAAUAAAGAUAGCAGAAUGCUUGGUGCAGAAGAAUGUUAAAUUGCUUACUAUUUCAAACAAUGAAGGACACAUACCACUUGUGGUGGCAUGCAUUAACCACCAGAACGAUAUGGCAUCCUAUCUCUACUCUAAAACUGAAUCUGAAUUCUUACGUUCAAAUAGUAGCAAUCAGGGAACCUUGUUCGUCAAAUAUUGUGCACUCAAUUUUAUGCUUGAUGUUGGUUUGGAAGAGUACCUUCGUUGUCCACGCUUAGCAGCUAGUAAAGAAUCCAUUACUAUCUUAGAAUUGUCUCGUCAGCCUUCUCUAUUCUUCAGUGGAGCAGCAUCGAAUUUCAUGCUUUUGGAUAUUCUAUUGUAUCUAUGUCUAUAUGUUGGAAAGCUGCCUUCUCCCUCUGAUGACGCUGUCAGUACAAGUAGACUUGUAAUCUUCAGAAUACAAUUGGCUUGGGUUAAAGUAAUGGAUAGAAUAUUAGGACUCUUUUUCUUUCGAUUCCAUAGACCUGGUAAACUGAGGCGCUUAUAUAAUCUGAAAUUAACACAUAGGUAUGCUCAUCUAGUUCUGCGUCAUUGGUGCUGGAAGAUAUCAACCUACAGGGAUGUGAAACAAGUUGUUGAAAGUGGAGCAAUCUCAAUAAUCUUCCAAGCAAUCAAGCAAGGCACUAACGAGAUUGUGUUUGAGAUUCUUAAAGCAAACCCCGAUUUAAUUUGGUACAAUGAAAAGCUUGCAAAAGAUCUACUCUCCUCUGUAAUCAAAUAUCGUGAAGUUGGUCUUUUAAGUUUUGUUACCAGGUUUGAGGCAGGGAAGAAAGCACUUCUCUCUUUAGAAGAUAAAGAUGGAAACAAUGCGUUGCAUCUAGCAGCCAAGUUACCUGACCGUCUUUAUGAGUCUGUCGGUAUCCAUGCAGCUUGGACCAUGACAUUCGAAGAUUGGUGGCUUGAGAAGAUAAAGAGUUACCUACCAUGCUGGUAUCAUGAAGACGAAAAUCUUUAUGGUGAAACUCCAGAGCAAGUUUUCUACAGGGAACACCAGGAAUUGAUAACAGAUAUGGAGGAAUGGGGAAAGAGAACUGCAAAGUCUUAUAGUCUUGCGUCGGUUUUAAUUGUUACCAUUAUGUUUGCAGCACUCUUUACGGUUCCUGGCGGGAUCGAUGAAAAGACCGGCAUGCCCAAAUUAUUGCACAUAAAACAGUUAUCCGGGUUUCUAAUGUGUGAUGCAGUGUCCUUCAUUAGUGCAUCAACUUCUUUACUUGUAUUUCUGAGUGUACUCACACAAACUUACAAAAGAGGUCGUCGUCGUCGCAGAGUUUUGCCCUUUAAAUUGUUGUUUGCCAUUACCACCCUCGUCAUUUCGAUAGCAACGAUGAUCAUGGCCUUCAUUUUUGCUCUUGCGGUGAUGUUAGAAAACAAGCGGCAGGUAUUACUACCUCUUAUAUUAUACCUCCUUGUAGGUUUUGUCGUCUUGUUGUAUGGCUGGCAUGCUCCCACACUUCUAAGCCUUCUUGAAAUCGCGAUUUUACAAAAAAAAAACAGACCAUGAGAGUACGAUACAAAAACAAGACCAUCAGAGAGAGUCGUAUGUGGACGGCAUUUGAAGAGUGUUUGAUGGUGUUAAAUUACUCUCUAUUUAUUUUUAAAUUUGUAAUGCUCUGCCUUCAUGUUAGAAACAUUUGUUUGCGAAAAUUAUUGGUGUUCGGAUUUGAUAUGUUUAAUUGUAAGUAUUUGUUAUUCAUUUUAACGUGAACAAUUUAGAUUUAGUAGUGGAGAAUGAUUUGGGAUUGGUAGGGGGUAUUGACUACUCCCUACAUCCCAAACUA